AUGAAAUUAGGGACUUGUACAGAGUGGUUGUUCUUUCAUAUAUGGAAAAAAAACCCUAAAACUGGGCAUAGCUGUGAUGGAAUAUUUGUAGCAGAUUCAGUAAUUUAUAGAUGGGCCCAACCAUACUUUCGUAACUACUAUUUAAAAUUUUAAGGAUAUUUCACUGUCUAGGAUGGUUAAGUAAUAAGGAAGACUAAAGAGAGAGUAUUCAUAGAUCAAGUUGAAAGUUCAUUUAAAUAAGAUAAUACAGCAGCCUAAUUAAUAACUAGUCAGGUAUAAUAAUAAUAUUCUAUGCAACAGAUGCAAAACAAAUAAUAAGAGAUAAUUACAUUUGAGUAUUUAGAUUAUGAGAGUUUUAAAAUAUUUCUUCAUUAGAGAGAAAAGGACUUAAAUUUAGUACUAUAAAAGUUUAUUUAUCCAAAAAAUGAUUAAAACUCUAUGAUUAGGGUAACAUGGUCUCCUUAAUUUUGCUUAGUCAUGAGGAAAACAAAUAUCAAUAAAAUGAAUGACAUGAAGAAGACUUAAGUUGAAAGAGUUGCUACGUUUGAUGGACCAGAAUAUUUGAUAUAAGCAGAUUCAAUCAAUUCUCCUUUAUUAAGUGCAGAUUUAGAGUAGUUAUGUGUGAAUAUUGUGAAACACAUUUUAGAAGUAUCAGGAGGGAACAUUUAAAUAAUAAGAAUGGUCUUAUAUUUUAAAGUUGAUUAUGAAAAUAGAAUAUGGUUGCUUUUUUGUACUAAUAUUAAAGUGAAGGAUAAGUUCAAUGAUAUUGUGCAACAACCAAGAGUGCUUUCUCCUAUUUUUAGGGUUUUAAGGAAAGACUAAGAGCCAGUUUCCUUUGCAAAAGAUUAGGCUUAGACUGUUAUCAAAAUAAAUAAUCAAGGGGAAAUGCAAUCUCUUCUUUAUCAAUUUAAAAAUAUCUGUAGUAAUUGCGAUAGAUUUUCUCAUUAACUAUAUUAAUUGAAAUUGCAGUUUAUCAUUGAAAGUUUUAAAUAAAAUUUAGUAAAGAAAGACUUUACUAGAUUACCAGAAGAAUUAGAAAAGAUUAAAUAGAAAUAAGAUUUAUAGAUUCCUAAAGUGACUUAUAAUAGAAACAUUAAAAUGAGACAAAAAUAAAAUCUUAAUGAGGAAUUUGAAAUUUAAAAUGAAUAUUAAAAUAAUAAUUAACCGGCUGAUAUUUUAAUAGAGAAAAAGAAAAUCUGCCAAAAUAAAUUAACAGAAGAUGAAUUGUAUACAUAAAUUAAAGAACUCGUCUAAUUAUUAAAUGAUGAAUAAGAAGAUUAAAAAUUCAAUUUUAAUCAUAUUCCUCCAUUAAUUCUCAAAGUUUGGGGUAAAAUUAAUGAAGAAAAAUAUUAAUAAUUACAACACAAUUAAAGUUGGAAAGAUUUAACAACCUAAGUUUGCCUGGAUUGUUUUUUACAAUAUACCUAAUGUUGUGAAUAAACCUUGUUUGAAAGAAAAGCAGAGAUCAUGUCUUAAAAAUUAAGAAAGAUAGUCAAUGCAAAAGAAGAGAAUGAAAAAGAAAAACUACUUUUAUCUACUAAAAAUUUGAACGUCAAUAGAACAACCUUUAAUCAACUACCUAAUCUACCAUCCAUCUCGGAAUUACCAUUGGAAAAAUAAAAAAGGUUGUCUAGAAAAUCUUAAAAUAUAACAAAUUAAGAAAUUGGGACCAAAUAAUUCGAACAAACUCCUCAAAAGCUUUCAUAACCAUCUGAUUCAACAACAAAAAAAUUACAAUAAACUCAUCAAUCCAAAUAAUCUGAUUAAUCUAAUUAAUAACUUCCAUAAAAUGUGAUUCCUAGUACAACUUUAUCAAAUAAAUAUUUUUAAUUAUAAAGGUAAUCUUCGAGUCAGAUAAAUCAAAUGAAAAUAAAGAUUCCAAGUACUUAAAGAAUAUAUCUUAAUAAGUAAGGCUUAAAUAUGUCUACAAAUAAAUCUAUGUAAUCAAAAUCAUCAAGAUCUACUUUAGAUUAAUCAAAAGUCUCUUUUGAUUUUAUGAUAAAUACUGUGACAUAAUUAAAGCGGAAACUUGAAGAACUUGAAUAGGAUGAAAGAUAAUUAGAAUAAGAAAAACUGUGA
Molecule: messenger RNA, 2079 nt
Organism: Paramecium tetraurelia
Lineage: Eukaryota; Ciliophora; Oligohymenophorea; Peniculida; Parameciidae
Exons: 6
Source: RefSeq, a predicted model, not a curated record